Molecule: messenger RNA, 426 nt
Organism: Lymnaea stagnalis (great pond snail)
Lineage: Eukaryota; Metazoa; Mollusca; Gastropoda; Lymnaeidae
Source: the annotation of a GenBank genome assembly
AAAGAAUCAGCGGUUUGGAGGAAAAACACAUGUUUUCCCUUUAGAUUAAAAACAUGGGGUAGUCUGAAAAACGGGUAUGCAGUUUUCGGAUCUUUCCCGGCGUCUUCAGUUCCAGCCAUGUCGUCUACAACCACACAGCAAGACAAGGACGACCACCCUGUCAUCUAUACGUUCUUCAACAUCACCCUGUGGCUGUGUAUGCUCAUAUUUAUUGCUCUCCCCUUCGGAAUCGUGAGCUCGCUCUUAAUCGUUAUCAUUCGCCCCUUUUCGGUUGUCUUUCCUGAAAGUGAUGUAUUCGAACUUGCAGAUUUCCUAGAACUAUGCCAGUAUAUGCCGGAGCUGUGCAUGUCCAAUCUGUUGGCGAACACAGACUUCUUGAGAACCAUUGAUGGCAGGAGAACCAUUCACAUAGGAACCCCUGUAUAA